AUGAUAGAAGCAUUUAAUGCGAUAGAAAGAGCGACACAAAACAGUUGCCUAAAGAUUAAUGAAAUAAAAACCAAAUACAUCAAGGCCAGCAAAUCGAUAGGCCAAAAAAACCUACACAAUCUGACAGUAGGAGACUAUAACAUCGAAAGUGUGAAAAAUUUUACAUAUCUAGGUUCACUAGUUACCGCAGAUAACAAUGUCAUUGAAGAAAUUAAAAGAAGAAUAUAUAUUGCUAAUAAAACAUAUAUUGGACUAAUUAGACAUCUAAGAUCUAACAACAUCACAAGAAAAACCAAAUGCAAAAUCAAAACCCUGAUAAAACCGGUCCUUAUAUAUGAAUCAGGGACAUGGACACUGUCGAAAAGUGAUGAGAACCUAUUAGGUACGUUUGAAUGAAAAUUCCUUAGAUACAUAUACAAGAAGGUAAAAGAAAAUGACAUAUAACGCAGAAGAUAUAAUUUUAAACUAUACACAGCAU
Diabrotica balteata is the source of this 478-nucleotide messenger RNA. NCBI's taxonomy places the organism in Eukaryota, Metazoa, Arthropoda, Insecta, Coleoptera, Chrysomelidae. The record is from the annotation of a GenBank genome assembly.